AUGGGGACCCUCAGCUGCAACCCCGCUUCCCGGCUGACCACAGUGCCCCUGGGCCGGCGGGCCACGGAGUGCCAGAUUCCAGAGACCGGCCUGAGGAAGACCUGCAGGAUGGCCACCUUGGAGAACGGCUCUGGGCCGGGCUUGUAUGCCCUGCCAUCCACUGUGGGCUACAUCGACCAUGACCGCACCAGGGCGGCCGGUCCCGCCUACUCGCUGCUCCGGAGACCCAGUGAGGCAUCUCCACAGGACACCAGCCCUGGGCCAGUCUACUUCCUGGACCCCAAAGUCACCCGGUUUGGUCGAAGCUGCACCCCUGCCUACUCCAUACAGGGCCGGGGCAAGCCUCGGGGUCUGGAGGUGACACCCGGGCCUGGGGCCUACAGCCCAGAGAAGGUGGCCCCUGUGCGCCAGCGGACCCCUCCGGCUUUCACCCUGGGCUCCCGCCUGCGUCCACAGCCUCUGGACACCUCAGCCCCUGCCCCCAAUGCCUACACCUUGCCCUCUCUCUGGGGCGCCCAGAUCUUCAUCAAGCCCAGUAGCCCCAGCUACACGGUGGUGGGCCGCACACCCCCUGCCCGCCCUGCACAAGACCCUGCUGAGAUCCCCGGCCCAGGCCAGUAUGAUAGCCCAGAUCCCAACGCCUACCGUCAGCGCCGGCCCGCCUUCACCAUGCUGGGGCGGCCCCGUGCCCCGCGCCCCCCCGAUGAGACGCCUGGCCCUGGCACCCACAGCCCCGAACAGGUCACCAUUACCAAAGCCAGGGCCCCGGCGUUCACCAUGGGCAUCCGACACUCCAAACGGGCCUCCACCAUGGCCCCAGACAUAACACCCUGA
This is a messenger RNA of Phyllostomus hastatus (greater spear-nosed bat), 834 nucleotides long. It is a transcript of the gene CIMAP1D, whose product is annotated as outer dense fiber of sperm tails 3 like 2. The record is from RefSeq and is a predicted model, not a curated record. NCBI's taxonomy places the organism in Eukaryota, Metazoa, Chordata, Mammalia, Chiroptera, Phyllostomidae. The transcript has 4 exons. Gene Ontology annotation, cellular component: cytoskeleton; cytoplasmic microtubule. The coding region runs from base 1 to 834 and encodes 277 amino acids.